This is a messenger RNA of Panicum virgatum (switchgrass), 1029 nucleotides long. Its product is annotated as V-type proton ATPase 16 kDa proteolipid subunit. Gene Ontology annotation, biological process: proton transmembrane transport. Gene Ontology annotation, cellular component: proton-transporting V-type ATPase, V0 domain. NCBI's taxonomy places the organism in Eukaryota, Viridiplantae, Streptophyta, Magnoliopsida, Poales, Poaceae. The coding region runs from base 211 to 708 and encodes 165 amino acids. The record is from RefSeq and is a predicted model, not a curated record. Gene Ontology annotation, molecular function: proton-transporting ATPase activity, rotational mechanism. The transcript is spliced from 3 exons.
CGUGCCUCCCUCUCGUCUUCUUCCCCACCCCACCCCACCCCCGAGCUCGGCGGAAGCCCAAAUCCCAAGCAGAGGAGCAAAAUCUCGAGAGCUCGUGCCGGCGACGACCACGAGAAGGAGGCCGCGGCACGAGAGCUCCCCAGGCCCCAGGCCUCUGUUUCUCUUCGCAGCUCCAGCGGCAGCGGCAGCAGAAGCAUUAGCAAGAGGAAGAUGUCGUCGGCGUUCAGCGGCGAUGAGACCGCCCCCUUCUUCGGCUUCCUAGGCGCCGCCGCCGCGCUCAUCUUCUCAUGCAUGGGGGCGGCGUACGGGACAGCCAAGAGUGGCGUAGGCGUGGCGUCCAUGGGUGUCAUGCGCCCUGAGCUCGUCAUGAAGUCCAUCGUGCCCGUGGUCAUGGCUGGUGUGCUCGGUAUCUACGGCCUCAUCAUUGCUGUCAUCAUCAGUACUGGGAUCAACCCCAAGGCCAAGCCAUACUACCUCUUCGACGGCUACGCCCACCUGUCGUCUGGCCUUGCCUGUGGUCUUGCUGGGCUUGCCGCCGGCAUGGCCAUUGGCAUUGUCGGUGAUGCUGGUGUCAGGGCCAACGCUCAGCAACCUAAGCUGUUCGUGGGCAUGAUCCUCAUCCUCAUUUUCGCCGAAGCGCUUGCCCUCUAUGGUCUCAUUGUCGGCAUCAUCCUCUCAUCCCGCGCCGGCCAGUCCCGUGCAGACUAGGCGCGUUCCAGAUGUCGAUACCAUGUCUGGCCGUGGAAGAUCCAUUAUCUGUAGAGGGUUAAUUUUCAUUCUGUCUAGUAUUCUGUUUGGGUCUGAGGAAAAAAAAAACAUGUGCAUCCUAGGGAGGACUUCCCCUUGUGGUGCCGGUGCCAUUCUUUCGCUGUCUGUGGUGGUGGUGGUGGUGGGCUGUGGUCGAUGCUUAGUAUUUAUGCACAGUUUUUUUGGUUGGGUUAUGGCUGGACGGCGUUGUAAUCUGGUGAAUAAGAAUAAGCAAGGACAUGCAAUAUAAUGCGACGAGUGUCGAGGACACCUUUUGUUCAU